GUAUGUAUCAAAGUAGUAGAUGAUACAUACCAACCCACCGUAGAAAGGAACGGCGUCAGAAAAUUUUGUGAUUGUCGCAAGGGGAAUGUUUUUCUUGUGUUCUAUUUGUUUAGAAAUUCGCGAAGUUCAUCCAAAUGAUAUUGUGUCUUAGAUAAAUCGCCGAUAUGUGAUCUGAUAUUUUUGCGAACCAUUGAGUAGUUUUAGUUGGUAUUUUUCUACUAAAAAGCGGCUUAGUAGGUUAUCCCCAUUGCUUAUUCGUCAUCAAAAAUUUUGUUGUUAUGCCAGACUUAUUUUUAGCUGCGAAAAUCGAAUAAAAGGACCUUUAAAGUGUUUUGUGUGUUAAAAACUUUAUAUUUUGUGAAUAAAAUACAAAGAUGGGUCUCAUAAUUUCAAGAUUUAGACGCAAGAAGACGACGACAGAGUUACUCGAACGACUGGAGACAGACCUGAAACGGAUAGAGAAGGAUGGCCACUACAAGGAGCAGACUCACAAGCGCGUCAUCGGCUAUGUCAUGGCGUAUUCUGUGGGCUUGUAUGUGUUGUUCGCGGUGAUGUAUUACUACAUGUACGUGGGCAGGUCGCAGUAUUGGCUGCAUUCGCUGAUGUACGCGUCGCCGUUGCUGGUGCUGCCUGUUUUAGUGAUCUUCCUCCGUGCGGUAAUCUCAUGGUACUAUAACUGGACGCUCAGCAAGAACCGACUGAAACUCACCAAAAUGAGAGAACAGAAGAAGAAAAUACUAGAGGAUGUGAUGAACACGGAGACUUACAAGGUAGCGAAAGAGAUCCUAGACAAGUACGGCAGCCCCGAGGAGCAGUCCAAGGCCCUGAAGCCGUUCACGCCGACUAUGAACGUUCCCGGUAAUCCGCCUAGUACGCCAACCCAAGCUACGCCAGGCCAGUUGAGACAGCGGCAGUUAGCGCUGCAGUCGUCGACACCGAUACCCAACAAUAUGAACAUGCUGGCAUUGAAUAACACCCCGACGCCUAUGUUCAAAGCGCCGCGACUUAGAUCUGACCAACUUCCCAGACCAUUGUUAGAUAAGAACCGCUCGGCGCUGGACCGAGUGGUGGAUUACUUGCUGAAGGACGGACCCAACCACCGCAUGGCGCUGAUAUGCAGCGAGUGUUCCUCGCACAAUGGCAUGGCGAUGGUGGAGGAGUUCGAGUACGUGUCGUACGUGUGCGCGUACUGCGGCAAGCUGAACCCGGCGCGCAAGCAGCGCCCCGCCGCGCCGCUGCUCUCCCCCGCGCGCGCGCUGCCGCCGCUCGCCGCGCGCGACCACGGUAGUGGCGACGACUCCUCUAUAGCAAGCUCGGCGAGUGACAGUGAAGAUGAGAACAAAAUCGAUGGCGAGUCUAAAAUUGGCGGUUCAGAAGGCGAGUCGGAUCGUCCCCCCUCCCCCGCGGAGGAGGAGCCGAAAUCCGACCUUGAAAAGAAACAAGACUGAACGACUUUUGUCAAUUUAGAUAAAAUCUUAAUCAUUUAUUCUUUGUGCGUUAAACAGCGAAUGAACAUUUAAAAUGAUAGUCGAUUUCCGAACAUCCUAAUACGUCAUAGGAUUUAUUUUGUCGGAAAUCGGAUCUAUCUGGUAUAACUCAAAACUACCAAAGCUCAUUUUAUGCCAGAUAAGUAUGAAUGUAUUUAUUCAAUGUUUUUAAAUUUACGUAUCCUACAUCAAAGUAGGAAAAUUGGAUUCAAAUGCGACGUUAUAUCAAUUACAAUUAAAUGUUAUUGGUGCAUGAAACAAUAUUUUUUUUAUCGACAUUGAUUGCAGACUAAUAAUUGUCUCUCAUUGGUUAUAGUGCUCGUGUACGUAAAAGUCUGAUAUCUACUGGAAUCAGGAUUUUUCAUGAUGCAUCAUUUUCGAUAUUUAUUUGCUGAGUGACCGACAAUAAUUUUUGUAUUGUCUUCAUAAAUACAUAAUACUAAUGUUCUGUUGAAUGCCAACGGACUGAUAUUCCGGGUCUCGAAUUUAAUAUCGAUAAAAAUAGUCCCCCGAAAAGUCAAGUGUUUUAUAAAUAACACUAUUUGAUAGACUUUAUCGAGUAAAUUACUUUGAUGAAAUGUAUCGAAGAUGCUAUGUUAUCGAUAUUAUUUUGUCUUUUCUCACUGCUUGUGACCAACAUUACAAGGAUUGUUUUAAAGCACAUUUCGAUUAUGCGGUAAAAUAUUUUCAUAGGGUAUCAGAAUAUCGAGACACUUGGAGAUAAUAGAUUUUUAUGUUGUCUUCGUACCCUAAAUAUCUUAUCUUUGGGAAACCACACACCUGUUUAUGCCAAUGCUUACUUUGAGCCAAGAAAUAGGCCACGAAUACGCGUUAUGAGAGAACAUCCCACGUUCCACGGUGUCGAGACCAGUGUGAUAUAAUGAUACUGCUCUUUAAAGUACAAAGUACUGUUUGAAGUACAUUGUAUUUUAAAGUGUGGGUGACAUGGCUUAUUUUCUGGCGAGCGAUAUCUCGACAUCCAUUUGUAUAAAUUGAGGUUAAUACAUAUUUUACAUUAAAAUAAAAGCCUAAGAACGCUUCUUGAUGAUUCAAGACUUUACGCUUUAAAUUUACAAUUUGUAAUGGAAUAUUUGAUUGCAACGAUAAUGUAUUCAGGUAUCAUAUUGCUAUUCAUUUGACACCUAUCGUAAGCACGUAUAGAAUAUCAAAGUGACGUCAGCAUGCCAAUUUCAUAUAAACAAUGGUUUGCAUUUUAUAAAACUAGUGACAUGUGCAAUCGAAUAUUCCAUUGUAAGGUGUGUAAGCAAUUUUUAUUAGUAUAGUCUGUCCUAGCCCUCAUCAAAUCGCUUGUGAACAUUUCCACUCUUAUUUGAUUAUUAGGCUUAUGCAGACUACCCAUAACAGAAAAUUCAAUAGCUUAUAUGCAGUGCAAUAAGUUCUUAUAAGUAAAGAAUGUCUCCCUUCCAAUUAUCGGGCUCGAAGGACCAUUUUAGAUUAGCUUUGAAUGGAAAACCUUUGAAUGGAAAAGAAAUAUAAGAUUAGCUGUCUAUUUCGAGUAAUAAUAGUUUAUACUUUGAAUGGAAAAGAAUUAUAUCAAAGGGAGAUAUGAAUUAUAGACAUCACCCAUAGCUGUCCACAAUAAGUGGAAUAUGCCCUCCACAUCCAUCGUGCCUUGCUUAAUACUACUCUGUUUUAUUCAGAGAUAAGGAAUGAUUAUUUUGUCAUCAUGAUUUUAGAUGGAAUAUUUUUGGUCCGUUAAUAUGAUGUGUAUUUUUAUUGUUUGUAAUUUUAUUCAAUUAUUUUAUCGAUAUAUGUGUAAUAGUGCUGGACGGUAUUUAUCUUGAUUUAUAUUUUUAGAUCACACCACAAUUGUUAAUCAGGCUGGUUACUUAAAAUAUUAAUUUAUUUACAUAUAUACAUACAAAAAUAUUGACCAGUUAUGCGUUGUAUAAAAUCAGACAUGCGAAAUUUAAAAAUGUACAUUUUGACAGAUAAAAUUAUUCAAGGAUUUCACGAUUUAUCUAUAUAAAUCGUGAAAUGAAAUCAGAAAUAUAAAAAAUAUAUUUAUUAAAAACUAAAUGUGAGAAAAGGUCGACUUAAUUAUUUAUUUUAACUCAGUAAUGAUCAAUAAGGCAUUCGAUAAACUAUAUCAAAUGUUGAUAGCACAAUAAGAUAUUGGCAAUCUAUACAGUUGCUCAAUAAAUGUAUUCAACACAACAAUAUUGUUGAAGUUGUUUCAUGAAAAAAUGAUAAACAAAUUUUUUUAGCAUAUAAUAUUUUUUAAACAAAAAUAUGCAUAUUGGAAUCGAACUACAUUGGUUUUGAUUUUUGUCCUAGAAAAAGGGGAUACAAAAAAUUGCCCAGAAAAUAUAUUUUUUCUAUUACCCAUUAAAAUUGAAUGUAUUGGUUGCGCGUGUAAUUAAUUUUAAUUAAUGGGCAUAUAUUUGUAAAUUUUGUUUCUUAAUAUACUUUUUUAACGCCCCAACUAUUCGGAUAUAACUAAUUUAAAUUAUCGAUUAACCUAUCUUUAGAUACAUCGAUACUAAACUUUUAUUAGUAGCACGUUUCAUGCUCGAAAAUUGAAUCACUUAUUUUGGCUUUUAUUAAAUUUUUAUACUUAGAUAAAUGGUAUUCCAUUGAUUGAAAGAUCGUGGCUAUACUGUAUAAAUAUUCUUAUAAAGUAAUUACCACACUUUGGUAGGGAGUGGGUAGGGUAAAUUACCACUUAAUUGAAAAUGAAAAGUAACAAAAUUUAAGGACUAUAUUUAGGGAAGGAAAAAAAAAAUAUCAUAAAUACCUGUUCCAUUAUUGGAGGAUUGAUGGAUACCAAAAAAUAAUAAUUAUAUAUUUGCCCUGGCUUUAUGAUGGGGCUUCUUUUGACUUUCUUAUCCUACAAUGUGAAUACCACUUUAUUCAUAAUAGCAUAAUUUUCAAAAUGGCGUCGCAAUCAACGUUACAUUCGCGCCAAAUUAUUUUUAAUUAACAUUCGUGCUACAAAGUCUUGCUUACACUCGACAUGCUAUUUCUAGUCAACAUAAAUUAUUCUUCAUUCAUUAAAAAUAUAGCAUUUAUAUCGAUUUUUGUCAUAGUUUUUGGUGUAUUGUAAAUUAAGUUUUUUUUUUUCAAGAAAUCGUUUAUUCCCUAGACAUUCCUAUUAAUUAAUGUUCUUUUUGGUUAGUUUAACAUUUUGUAGUGUUAGGACAUCUUCCGUAAUCACUCUACCGAGAAACUUGCAUAAUUAGUAUAGUUUUAGUGAUAAUUUUUGGGUCGAAUAGUGACUAAUUUGGAAUGUUGAAGUUUCGCAUUAAAAACGCAUUCAAUGUAUUUAAUAUCUACUAAUAUAUAGCUACUUAAUAAUAGUCUUCCCUUUUAUAAGCAUUAAAACUUUAAAACCUUACCCAAAUUGCCACGAGUCUGACAUUAGAGGUUUAAGAGAUCAAUGUCACUAUUUCACCCAAUCAUUUUAAUUUAGUUCUCAUAAAAUAUGUUAACGAACAAUUAUACGCUCUACUGCUUAGCUGAUAUAGUUUAGUUUUUGAUUUCAGGUAAACAAUGCGUUCUCAUUUUUAGAUUCAUACAAUUUUGUAGACAGAGGUAUAAAAUAUUUUUUUUUAUCAGACACGACAUAAAAUCAUUACAAAUUUACUUUAUUGAAGACAUUGUCUAUCUUGGUACAUGAUUUCUUCGUCGUCAGAUGACCCACUUGCACUUAUCGGACUGCAAGUUUAAAAAAGUCAUUUCAUGCGAAAUCACGUAAUUUUAAUGCUCAUGCAGCAAGUAUGCAAACAAUAUUUUUAUGCAUUAAAAUGUAUGCAUUCUAUAAAAGCCAUUUUUAUACCUCUGACAUACGAAUUGUAUUCAAAAUUAAUACAUUUUAUUUAUUCAAUUUGUAAUUAAUUAGAAUACGACCAGGUGUGUUUCAGGUUUUUGUUUUGGGGUUUUGAAAUGUCAAUUUGUAGUGAAUAAAACAGUUUAAAUUAUUUUAAUGGAUUGUUAAAAGUCGUUCAUGUGUGUAAUUCGUCAUAAAAAUUGUUGGGUUUAGGGUGGUUAGAUGCGCAUCUAGAGUUGUUUAUGUUGGGUUAAAAAUACAAAAGAUACCAUAUCCCUAUUAUUCCAUAGUUCAUUUUCGCAAAAUCAGAUAUAACACUGCAUUUAUAAUUAUCGUGGGAUUAAUGUUUUCAACUCUAGAUGUUUCAUGGAUAGUUAUUUGGUACAUACGAAAAUUCUAUAGCGAAAAAGAAUUCUCAAAUAUUGUAUAUAUGCGAGUCAAGUGAAUAGUUGUUAAAUUUGUUAUUUAUUGCUUGUAAUGUUGAUUAGCUAUUUUAUAAUGGAACUAAUAUACAAGUUAUAA
This is a messenger RNA of Manduca sexta (tobacco hornworm), 5799 nucleotides long. RefSeq names its product endoplasmic reticulum junction formation protein lunapark-B (gene Lnpk). Lineage: Eukaryota; Metazoa; Arthropoda; Insecta; Lepidoptera; Sphingidae. The transcript is spliced from 9 exons. Gene Ontology annotation, biological process: endoplasmic reticulum tubular network organization. The record is from RefSeq and is a predicted model, not a curated record. Bases 375 to 1448 code for a protein of 357 amino acids. Gene Ontology annotation, cellular component: endoplasmic reticulum tubular network.